AUGGCCAAAAGUGUUGUCUGUAGUUCAGAUGCGCUGUCUGAAUUAUUGGUAUCUGCUCACCUCAACGUGUAUAUCAACCGAACCACAAGUGGUGUUAGAGCUAAGGAUCAAGAGAAAGAUUUGACAUGCUAUGCCAUUGCAUCCGCUGUUGUGCUCCAUUUGGCAAUGCAACGAAUUCAUGGUCGAGAAGGAGAAUAUCCUAGUUUUGAUGAAUUAAAAGAUGAAAUGAUUCGCGAGCAUGGGAUACGCCGUGCUCAUACUAGUGAAGUUCUGCAGAAAAUAUGCCCGAAGUAUCGCUUACACUACCGCAAAGUCGGCAUCAAGGGGGCAAAGCUAGCCAUUGUCAACAAACGUCCCGUGGUAGCAAAAUUUUAUCUCACGGGCGACGAAUGGGAUGCGUUUGAAAAUUUCUACGACACAAAUCCAGAUGGUAUACUUACGCAGAAUGAUCUUGAUGUUCGUAAGCGUCCUACAAGUCCUCCGCCUGGCACUUCUGGCCAUGCCGUCGUUAUGACCAGUUACAACAGCAAGUGUUUAACCUUCACGAAUUCCUGGGGAGAAGAAUGGGCAGACAAAGGAUUCUUCAGAGUACAAAAUGCAGACGUACUUGGUGAUCAGCUAGAAUUCUUCGAUGUUUACUGGGAGUUGGAUGAUCUCACUGAAAAAGAGCAAGAGAAGUACCGAAAGUAUGGAUCCGAAGUAGCCAAAAGGUUGAUAGAGUUCUUAGAAGGUCUGGAAUUUGCGAAAUACACGUGCCCAGAAUGUGAGCAAACGUCGUUGGUUACUGAAUUUACUGGAACGCUGUCGAAAGUUCAGUGUCCGAAAUGUUUCCGUGACUUUUCAACCAGUGAUAACGCGGGGAACAUUCUGGCUCUGAAUGUGUACUUGACAUCUCUGAGCAGAUAA
Paramuricea clavata is the source of this 906-nucleotide messenger RNA. NCBI's taxonomy places the organism in Eukaryota, Metazoa, Cnidaria, Anthozoa, Malacalcyonacea, Plexauridae. The record is from the annotation of a GenBank genome assembly.